GGUCUUUCUGCCGCUUGCGCUUGAUCCAACAUCCAUGGAUGCUUUACGAUUGCGCCGAACGAAUCGCCCCGCAUUCCCCCCGCGGCCGGAUCUCCCCCGCAAUAACCAUAAUCCCGGCAGCCCGGCCCAGCCCGGUAAACUCGAUCCAGAAGGAGGAGGAAGAUGCCGUCGCUUGGCGCGAUCGGGCCAUUCAGAUGCCGUGAGACACCGAAUAGCGAUGGUCUGCUUGCGGGCGAAACACACUGCGGGAUAUUCUGGCGAAUCUGUUUACAAUUGAACAUCAAUUUCAACUGAAGGACGAAUUCCUGUCUGGUGUGCUGUAUUGUGUGGGCCCUGACGUAGAACGGGCGGCCUCGCUGCAGCUUUUCCAUGUAAAACUUUUUGGCUGCUGCAGUGUCAGAGUCAACAACACAAGAUUCACGCAACACCC
Molecule: messenger RNA, 430 nt
Organism: Canariomyces notabilis
Lineage: Eukaryota; Fungi; Ascomycota; Sordariomycetes; Sordariales; Chaetomiaceae
Exons: 1
Coding region: 35-277 (80 amino acids)
Source: RefSeq, a predicted model, not a curated record